This is a messenger RNA of Melopsittacus undulatus (budgerigar), 14695 nucleotides long. Its product is annotated as ryanodine receptor 1. Gene Ontology annotation, biological process: release of sequestered calcium ion into cytosol by sarcoplasmic reticulum; intracellular calcium ion homeostasis; striated muscle contraction. Gene Ontology annotation, molecular function: protein binding; ryanodine-sensitive calcium-release channel activity. The coding region runs from base 1 to 14631 and encodes 4876 amino acids. NCBI's taxonomy places the organism in Eukaryota, Metazoa, Chordata, Aves, Psittaciformes, Psittaculidae. The transcript has 99 exons. Gene Ontology annotation, cellular component: smooth endoplasmic reticulum; calcium channel complex; Z disc. The record is from RefSeq and is a predicted model, not a curated record.
AUGGAACCGGUUCGAACCGGAUCAAACCGGUUCGAACCGGUUCGAACCGGAUCGAACCGGAUGGAACCGGUUCGAACCGGUUCAAACCGGAUCAAACCGGAACAAACCGGGGAGCCCUGCUGGUGGACCAUCCAUCCUGCAUCCAAGCAGCGCUCGGAGGGGGAGAAGGUUCGAGUAGGAGAUGACCUGAUCCUGGUGAGCGUCUCCUCCGAGAGGUACCUGCACCUGAGCACGGCCAGUGGGGAGCUGCAGGUUGAUGCCUCCUUCAUGCAGACCCUGUGGAACAUGAACCCGAUCAGCUCCGGGGGAGAGGAAGGGUACGUGACCGGGGGUCACGUGCUGAGGCUGUUCCAUGGUCACAUGGACGAGUGUCUGACGGCAGCAGCUCCGGAGCAGGGGGAGGAGAGGAGUGUUGUCAGCUAUGAGGGAGGAGCCGUCUGCAGCCAGGCCAGGUCCCUAUGGCGCCUGGAGCCCCUAAGGAUCAGCUGGAGCGGGAGUCACGUGCGCUGGGCUCAGCCCUUCCGCCUGCGUCACGUGACCACGGGCCGGUACCUGGGGCUGCAGGGGGAGCAGGGACUGAUGCUGCUGGAGGCGUCAGCUGCCAACACUCACGUGACCGCGUUCUGCUUCCGGGCCUCCAAGGAGAAGUCGGAGCCUGUUCCCCGCAGGGACAUAGAGGGGAUGGGUCCCCCUGAGCUCAAGUAUGGGGAGUCCCUUUGCUUCCUGCAGCACUUGGACAGUGGCCUCUGGCUGACGUAUGCGGCUGCUGACCCCAAAGCUCUGCGGCUGGGGCUGCUCAAGAGGAAGGCCAUCCUGCACCAGGAGGGUCACAUGGACGACUCCCUGUCGCUCUCGCGCUCUCAGGCGCAGGAGGCUCAGGCAGCAAGAAUGGUCUUUAGUACAGCAGGACUCUAUGGGAGCUUCAUACGCUCAUUGGACGCCCUGGGCUCCCGGCCCCGCUCUGGCCCCGCCCCCCCCGCGCUCCCAUUGGCUGCGGUCGAACUGAGCCUGCGUGACCUGAUCCGGUACUUCCGGUGCCCGCGGGGGGCGGAGCUGCACGAGCAGAGGCAGCGCGCACUGCGCAUGCUCCGGGCGCGCCAGAACCUGUUCCAGCAGGAGGGGUUGGUGUCUCUGCUCCUCACCUGCAUCGAUCGCCUCAGUGGGCUGAGUUCUGCUCUCGCUGAGCGCGGGGGGGGGGAGGAGGCAGCAGCAGCCAAAGAGGUCGUGAACCUGCUCUAUGAGCUGCUGGCCUCCCUGAUCCGAGGCAACCGCUCCAACUGUGCUUUGUUCUGCUCCAACCUGGACUGGCUGGUGGGGAAACUGGAUCGGCUGGAGGCGUCCUCGGGUAUCCUCGAGGUUCUCUAUUGUGUGCUCAUUGAGAGCCCUGAAGUUCUCAACAUCAUCCGAGAGAAUCACAUCAAGUCAAUCAUUGCUCUGCUGGACAAGCAUGGACGGAACCACAAGGUGCUGGACGUUCUCUGCUCUCUCUGUGUCUGUGAUGCUGUCGCCGUUCGCUCCAACCAGAACCUCAUUACUGAGAACCUGCUCCCGCGGAGAGACCUCCUGCUGCAGACAGGGCUGGUGGACAGGGUCACCAGCAUCCGGCCCAACGUGUUCGUGGGCACCCACGCCGGCAGCACCCAGUACCCGCGCUGGUACUAUGAGGUUGUACUGGAGUCACUGGUUCCCUUCCGCGGCGCUGGAGCCACAGUCCUCAGGGUGGGUUGGGCUGCGCUCGGCACCCACAGCCCAGGCCCAGGCAGCACCUGCGGCGCCGGAGACGACCUCAGCUCCUUCGCCUAUGAUGGACUCCACCUGUGGACAGGUGGUGUCCCCCGCUCGGUGCCUGCCCCACAGCGUCGAGCCCUGACCGGAGGUGACGUCAUCAGCUGCUGCCUGGACCUGGGGGUGCCAAGUGCCUCAUUCAGGCUCAAUGGGGCUCCAGUCCAUGGGAUGCUGGAGGCCUUCAACCUGGAUGUGCUCUAUAGCCCUGUGGUCACGUGCUCGGCCGGCGUCAGGCUGCGGCUGCUGCUGGGCGGGCGCCAGGGUCAGUUCCGGUUCCUGCCCCCUCCUGGUUACUCUCCUGUGGCUCAAGCUCUGCUCCCGCGGGAGCGACUGAGACUGGAGCCCUGCAAGGAGCACGAGGGGAGGGGGGGACCCCCCGGGAGCCGGAGCCUGCUGGGGCCCCCCCUGCCCCUGCCCCACACGGCCUUCACCCCCUGCCCUGUGGACACUGCUCAGAUUGUGCUCCCCCCACACCUGGAGCGGGUGAGGGAGAAGCUGGCAGAGAACAUCCAUGAGCUGUGGGCCCUGACCCGCAUCGAGCAGGGAUGGAGCUACGGACCCGUCCGUGAUGAUGCUCAGCGCCUGCAUCCCUGUCUGCUCAGCUUCCAUAACCUGCCCGACCCCGAGCGCAGCUACAACCUACAGAUGUCAGGGGAGACCCUAAAGACCCUAUUGGCCCUUGGCUGCCAUGUGGGGAUGGCUGAUGAGAAAGCUGAAGAGAACCUAAGGAAGAUCAAACUGCCCAAAACGUACACGAUGUCCAAUGGGUACAAGCCGGCACCACUGGACCUGGCCCAUGUGAAGCUGACACCAGCACAGCUGACACUGGUUGACAGACUGGCUGAGAACAGUCACAACGUGUGGGCCCGAGACCGAGUACAGCAGGGCUGGAGCUACAGCACAGUGCAGGACAUCAAGGACAAGCGGAACCCGCGCCUGGUUCCCUACAACCUCCUGGAUGAGAACACCAAGAGCCGUAACCGGGAGAGCCUGGGCCAGGCUGUGAGGACCCUACUGGGCUAUGGGUACAACAUAGAGCCCCCGGACCAGGACACGCCAUCCCUGUCAGCCCCAGGCCCUCCGGGUGUUCGCCCGCGGUUGUUCCGUGCCGAGCGCUCCCUCGCGGUGUCUUCUGGCCGCUGGUACUUCGAGUUCGAGGCUGUGACUGGGGGUCCCAUGCGUGUGGGGUGGGCUCGGCCCCACCUGCGCCCUGACAUCGACCUGGGGGCUGAUGAGCUGGCGUUCGCCUUCGAUGGGCACCGAGCCCAGCGCUGGCACGUGGGCAGCGAGUCCUUUGGUCGCCCAUGGCAAGCAGGGGACGUUGUGGGUUGUAUGAUCGACCUGACUGAGACCCACAUCUCCUUCACCCUCAAUGGGGAGAUGCUCAUCAGUGAUGCUGGAUCCGAGGUGGCCUUCAAGGGCUUCGAUGUGGGUGAAGGGUUCGUCCCUGCCUGCAGUCUCCCUCCCGGCCACUGGGGUCGCCUCAAUCUGGGUUCGGUUGUUUCCUCCCUUCGGUUCUUCACCGUCUGUGGCCUCCAGGAAGGGUUUGAGCCCUUCGGGGUCAACCGGAAGCGACCCCUCCCCCUCUGGGUCAGCCACAGCUGCCCCCGCUUCCUGCCCCUCCCCCCGGAGCACCCACACAUAGAGGUCACGCGCGUUGACGCCACCCCGGACUCCCCCCCCUCCCUCCGCCUGUCCCGGCGCGCGCCCGCGGCCACGCCCCCCUCGGGGGCGGAGCUUGUCCAGCUCCGCCUGAGCCUCCCCGUGCGCUUCCACGCGCGCUUCCGGUGCGCGCCCCCGAUGCCCCCAGGCCCCGCCCCCCCGGCCCCGCCCCCUGACCCCGCCCCUGACCCCGAGGAGGACUUCGAGCGGUUGCGGCGCUCGGCGGCCCCGCCCCCCCGGCCACGCCCCGAUGACGUCGAGGGGACCACGCCCACCGCGCAGCCCCUCCCACCCGGAGCCCCGCCCCCCGAGGCCCCACGGGGGGGGGGAGGGGAGAACGAGAAGGAUGCGGCCACCGAGAAGGGGAAGACACGGAGGGGGUUCCUGUUCAAGGGCCGGAAGGUUCCAUUCUCUCCCCCCCCCACGGCCCCAUCAGUGCCGCGGCUGGAGCAGGAUGUGGUCCCUGCUGAGCGCGAUGACCCUGACGUCAUCCGGGACAGCACCACUCACUACUUCAGCGUCCGCCUGCCCGCGGGUCAGGAUCCCUCAUGCGCCUGGGUCGGGUGGGUGACCCCUGGCUUCCAGCAGCACGAGGUGACCUUUGACCUCAGCCGCGUGCGCAGCGUCACCGUCACCCUGGGGGACAGCCAGGGUCACGUGCACAGGAGCAUCAAGCACAGUGACUGUUACAUGGUGUGGGGAGGGGACCUGGUCAUUGGGCAGCCCAACCGAGUGUCCCACACUGACCUGGUCAUUGGCUGCCUGGUAGACCUGGCGACCGGAUUGCUGAGCUUCAUGGUCAAUGGCACCGAGAUCAGCACCUUCUUCCAGGUGGAACCCAACACGAAGCUGUUCCCAGCUGCCUUUGUGGUCCCAACCAGUCAGAACUUCCUCCAGUUUGAACUGGGCAAGCUCAAGAACAUCCUGCCCCUGUCAGCAGCUCUGUUCAGCAGCGAGCAGGGGAACCCGGAGCCCCAAUGUCCCCCCCGUCUGGGGGUGCAGGUCCUGACCCCCCUGACCUGGAGCCGUCUGCCCAGUGAGAGCCUCAGUGUUGAGGUGGAGAGACUGGGAGAGAGACUGGGCUGGAGCCUGCAGUGCACUGAGCCCUGCAUCAUGAUGGCUCUGCAUGUACCCGAGGAGGACAGAACCAUGGACAUCCUGGAGCUAUGGGAAGACCCCUCCCUGCAGCGCUUCCAACACCACACGUUGCGCCUGUACCGCGCGGUGUGCGCGCUGGGCAACACCCGCGUGGCUCACGCGCUCUGCAGCCACGUGGACCAGGCCCAGCUGCUCUUCUCCAUCGCCUGCACUGAGCUCCCAGGCCCUUUGCGUUGCGGUUACUACGACCUCCUCCUCGCCAUGCACCUGGACGCGCCGCGACGCGCCAUGAGCGCCAUGAGCGCCGAGUUCAUCGUGCCGGUGACGGACGACGCCGCGCGCGUGGCGCUGUCCGCCGGCGGUACCCGCGUACCCGGCGUCGCUCGCGGGGUCUGUCUCCGGCCUAGGCCGCGCUUUGCUGAGCCCUGUUUUAUCCUAGCGCCGGGGAAUGGACACAACCAGUUGAGCCCUUGGAUCCCACUGGGGGAACUGGGAGCUCGCGCCAUAGGGAUGCUGGCGGAGGCGGUGGAGGGAGCGGGGCCGUCGGUCAGGGAUCCCAUAGGGGGCAGUGUGGAGUUUGAACUGGUCCCAGUGCUGAAGCUGGUGUCGGCGCUGCUGGAGCUGGGGGCGCUGGAGGAUGAGGAGGUGAGGAAGGUGCUGAGGAUGAUAGAGCCAAGGGUGUUUGGGGAGGGCAAGGAGGAGGAGGAGGAGGAGGAGGAGAGGAGGAGGAAGGCGAUUGAGGCUGGAGAGGAGGAGGAGGAGGAAGAGGAGAAGGAGGAAGAGGAGAAGGAGGAAGAGGAAGAGAAGGAGAAGGGAGAGGAGGAGGAGAAGGAGGAGGAUGAAGGUCCUCAGGAGGGGCUGCUGCAGAUGAAGCUGCCUGAGUCUGUCAAGCUGCAGAUGUGUGAGCUGCUGCAGUUCUUCUGCUCGCGGGAGCUCCAGCACCGCGUGGAGUCCCUGGUGUGGUUCGCGGCUCAGCACGUGCAGCGGCUGCAGCGCGACCAGCGGCGCCGCUACCAGCGCCUGAUGCAGGCGCUAACCAUGAGCGCGGCCGAGACCGCCAGGAGGACCCGCGAGUUCCGCUCACCCCCUCAGGAGCAGGUGAAUAUGCUGCUGCACUACAAGGAUGGGCUGGAUGAGGAGGAGUGUCCAGUACCUGAGGACAUCCGGGAUGAGCUCCAGGAAUUCCACAACAACCUCCUGGCCCAUUGUGGGAUCCAGCUGCCGCAGGAGGAAGAGGAGGAGGAGGAAGAUGCGUCUCUAGGCCAGCGGCUGCUGGGGCUGGUGCACAGAGUGUUGGGGCGCGGGGGGGGGCACAAGGAGGAGGAGCAGCCCCCUCCCCCCCCCCGAGGAGCCCCCUGCUCCCUCCAGACCCUCAUCUCCCAGACCAUGGUGCACUGGGCUCAGGAAUCCUUCAUCCAGAGCCCGGAGCUGGUGCGCUCCAUGUUCAGCCUCCUGCACCGCCAGUAUGAUGCACUGGGAGAACUGGUGCGUGCCCUGCCCCGAGCCUAUGCCCUGAGCGCCCGCUCCGUGCCCGAUGCCAUCGCCCUGCUCGAGAGCCUCAGUCAGAUCCGCUCCCUGCUCAUCGUGCAGAUGGGGCCGGAGGAGGAGGAUCUGCUCAUACAGAGUAUAGGGAACAUCAUGAACAACAAGGUCUUCUACCAGCACCCGAACCUGAUGCGGGCGCUGGGGAUGCAUGAGACUGUGAUGCAGGUGAUGGUCAGUGUGCUGGGGGGCGGCGAGUCCAAGGAGAUCCGGUUCCCCAAGAUGGUCACCAGUUGCUGCCGGUUCCUGUGCUACUUCUGCCGCAUCAGCCGCCAGAACCAGCGCUCCAUGUUCGACCACCUGGGCUACCUGCUGGAGAACAGCAGCAUCGGCCUGGGGAUGAGGGGCUCCACCCCCCUGGACGUGGCAGCCGCAUCCGUCAUUGACAACAAUGAACUGGCUCUGGCACUGAAGGAGCAGGACCUGGAGAAGGUGGUGUCCUACCUGGCCGGCUGUGGGCUGCAGAGCUGCCCCAUGCUGCUGGCCAAGGGGUACCCCGAUAUCGGCUGGAACCCCUGUGGGGGGGAGAGAUACCUGGACUUCCUGCGCUUCGCUGUCUUCGUCAAUGGUGAGAGCGUGGAGGAAAACGCCAACGUGGUCGUGCGGCUGCUGAUCCGGCGCCCGGAGUGUUUCGGCCCCGCGCUGAGGGGGGAGGGGGGGGCUGGGCUGCUGGCGGCUAUAGAGGAGGCAAUGGGGACAGCUCAGGACCCAGCGCGGGAUGGACCCAGCGGGAGACGGGAGAGGAGACGGGAACUGUUUGGGCCUGAGGAGCCCCCCGAGGAGGGUCGGGUUCAUCUCGGCAAUGCCAUAAUGAGCUUCUAUGCUGCCCUCAUUGACCUGCUGGGGCGCUGCGCCCCCGAGAUGCACCUGAUCCAGGCUGGUAAGGGGGAAGCUCUUCGGAUCCGCGCGAUCCUGAGGUCGUUGGUGCCGCUCGAGGACCUGGUUGGGAUCAUCAGCCUCCCCCUGCAGCUGCCCUGCAUUGGGAAAGAUGGCUCUGUCCUUGAGCCCCGUCUCGCCGCUGGCUUCGCCCCCGAGCACAAGGCCCCCAUGGUUCUGUUCCUGGAUCGGGUCUAUGGGGUCAGCUCCCAGGAGCUGCUGCUGCGGGUGCUGGAUGUGGGAUUCCUGCCGGACCUGAGGGCGGCUGCGUCACUGGACACGGCCACCUUCAGCACCACAGAGAUGGCUCUGGCCCUGAACCGCUACCUGUGCCAGGCGGUGCUGCCGCUGCUGACCAAGUGCGCGCGGCUGUUCGCGGGCAGCCAACACCGCGCGGGGCUGGUGGACUCAGCUCUGCACACCGUGUACCGCCUGUCGCGGGCGCGCGCGCUCACCAAGGCGCAGCGGGAUACCAUCGAUGAGGGGCUGAUGGCGCUAUGCCGGUACAUCCACCCGUCCAUGCUCCAGCAUCUCCUCCGUCGCCUGGUCUUCGACGUCCCCAUCCUCAAUGAGUUCUCCAAGAUGCCUCUGAAGCUGCUGACCAAUCACUACGAGCGGUGCUGGAAGUACUACUGCCUGCCCAGCGGGUGGCCCAAUCACGGCGUGAGCUCCGAGGAGGAGCUGCACCUGACCCGGAAGCUCUUCUGGGGCAUCUUCCAGUCACUGGCGCACAAGCGCUUCGAUCCGGAGCUGUCCCGCUUGGCCAUGCCCUGUCUCUGUGCCAUAGCUGGAGCUCUGCCCCCUGACUAUGCUGAUGCCUCCUACUCCUCCCGCACCGACAAGAAGGCAGCAGUGGAUGCUGAGGGCAACUUCGACCCCAAACCCGUGGAGACCCUCAAUGUCAUCAUCCCUGAGAAGCUGGAUUCCUUCAUCAAUAAAUAUGCAGAAUUCACACAUGAGAAAUGGGCCUUUGAGAAGGUUCAGAGCAAUUGGACCUUUGGGGAGACUGUGGACGAGGAGGCAAAAACACAUCCAAUGCUGAGACCCUAUAAAACCUUCUCGGAGAAGGACAAGGAGAUCUACCGCUGGCCAAUCAAGGAGUCCCUUAAGGCCAUGCUGGCCUGGGAGUGGACAGUGGAAAAGGCUCGAGAGGAAGAGGAGAAGGUGGAGAAGAAGAAGAGCCGCAAGAUAUCCCAGUCAGCCCAGGCCACCUAUGACCCCAGCCAUGGCUACAGCCCCCAGCCCGUGGACCUGUCGGGGGUGACUCUGUCCCGGGAGCUGCAGGCUAUGGCAGAGCAGUUGGCUGAGAACUACCACAACACUUGGGGCCGCAAGAAGAAGCUGGAGCUGGAGGCCAAAGGGGGGGGCUCGCACCCGCUGCUCGUGCCCUAUGACACACUCACGGCUCAGGAGAAGGCUCGAGACCGAGAGAAGGCUCAAGAGCUGCUCAAGUUCCUGCAGCUGCAGGGAUAUGCGGUCACCAGGGGCCUCAAGGACCUGGAACUCGACACAUCCUCCAUAGAGAAACGUUUUGCCUUCGGGUUCCUGCAGCAGCUGCUCAAGUGGAUGGACACGUCCCAGGAGUUCAUCGCGCACCUGGAGGCUGUUGUCAGCAGUGGCCGAGUGGAGAAGUCCCCACAUGAGCAGGAGAUCAAGUUCUUUGCCAAGGUGCUGCUGCCCCUCAUCAACCGCUACUUCCACAACCACUGUGGGUACUUCCUGAGCACCCCAGCACUGGCUCUGGGCACUGGGGGUCAUGCAUCCAACAAGGAGAAGGAGAUGGUGACCAGCCUCUUCUGCAAGCUGGCGGCACUGGUGCGGCACCGUGUGUCACUGUUCGGGACGGAUGCUCCGGCUGUAGUGAACUGUCUGCACAUCCUGGCGCGCUCCCUGGAUGCCAGGACAGUGAUGAAGUCAGGCCCAGAGAUAGUCAAGGCUGGUCUGCGCUCCUUCUUCGAGGGGGCAGCUGAGGACAUGGAGAAGCUGGUGGAGAACCUGAGGCUGGGGAAGGUGUCUGGGGGCAAGCGCCAGGUCAAGGGGGUGGCUCAGAACCUGAGUUACACUGGAGCUGCUCUACUGCCUGUGCUGAGCUCCUUGUUCCAGCACCUGGGACAGCUCCGAUGCGGGGACGAUGUUAUAUUGGAUGAUGUCCAGGUCUCCUGUUACCGCAUCCUCAGCAGCAUCUACUCCCUGGGUACCACCAAGAACCCCUAUGUGGAGAGGCAGCGCCCGGCGCUCGGGGAGUGUCUCGCCCGCUUGGCGGCCGCGAUGCCUGUGGCCUUCCUGGAGCCACAUCUCAACCACCUCAACCCAUGUUCCGUCUAUAGCACCAAGUCUGCCCGCGAGCGCGCGGUUCUGGGCCUCCCAAGCCGCGUCCAGGACCUGUGCCCUGACCUCCCGUCCCUGGAUCACCUGAUGGGUGACAUCGGAGCCCUGGCGGAAUCCGGCGCUCGGUACACGGAGAUGCCUCACGUGAUCGAGGUGACCCUGCCCAUGCUGUGCAGUUACCUGCCGCGCUGGUGGGAGCGCGGCCCCGAGGCCAGGCCCGAGGGUCCUUGCGCCACCGCGGUCACCGGCGCUCACCUCAACACCCUCCUGGGGAACAUCCUGCGCAUCGUGGUCAACAACCUGGGCAUCGAUGAGGCCGCGUGGAUGAAGAGGCUGGCGGUGUUUGCCCAGCCCAUCGUGAGCAAGGCGAAGCCUCAGCUGCUUCGCUCCCACUUCAUCCCCACCAUGGAGAAGCUCAAGAAGCGCGCGGGGAAGGUGGUGGCGGAGGAGGAGCAGCUGCGGAUGGAGGCCAGGGGGGAGGGGGAGGAGACUGAGCUGCUCAUCCGCGACGAGUUCUCCGUCCUCUGCCGCGACCUCUACGCGCUCUACCCGCUGCUCAUCCGCUACGUGGACAACAGCCGGGCCCAGUGGCUGACGGAGCCCAACGAGGAUGCUGAGGAGCUGUUCCGCAUGGUCGGAGAGGUCUUCAUCUAUUGGUCCAAGUCCCACAACUUCAAGCGUGAGGAGCAGAACUUCGUGGUGCAGAAUGAGAUCAAUAACAUGUCCUUCCUGACGGCCGAUAGCAAGAGCAAGAUGGCCAAGGGUGGCUCAGCCCCAGAGCGCUCUCAGGCCCCUCGCCGCGGGGACAGAUACUCAGUUCACACCUCCCUCAUUGUGGCCACACUCAAGAAGCUGCUUCCCAUUGGCCUCAAUCUCUGCUCACCUGCAGACCAGGAGCUCAUUGCUCUGGCCAAGGGCAGAUAUGCAAUGAAGGACACAGAUGAGGAAGUUCGAGAGUUCCUGACCAACAACCUGCACCUGCAGGGGAAGGGACAGAACAGCGCCUCCCUCCGCUGGCAGAUGAUGCUGUUCCGCUCUCUUGCCGGUCGAGCCGCAGACGCUCAGAGCCCUGAACGUGUCGUGCGCAGGGUGCAGGAGGUGGCAGCAGUUCUGUACCACCUGGAGCAGACUGAGCACUCCUACAAGUCCAAACGUGCCGUGUGGCACAAGCUGCUGUCCAAGCAGCGCCGCAGAGCUGUGGUCGCCUGCUUCCGCAUGGCCCCGCUCUAUAACCUGCCCAGGCACCGCGCCUGUAACCUGUUCCUGGAAGCCUAUAGGCUGCAGUGGCUGCAGCCCCAGGAGCAUCCCUUUGAGGACCGAAUGAUUGAUGACCUGGCGGCCUCGGGGCAGGAGGAGGAGGAGGAGGAGGAAGAGGAGGAGAAGAAACCGGAUCCACUUCAUCAGCUGAUCCUGCACUUCAGCCGCACGGCCCUGACCGAGGGCAGCAAGCUGGAGAGCGACCACUUGUACAUGGCCUAUGCUGGUAUCAUGGCCAAGAGCUGCCACAUUGAGGAGGAGGAAGAGGAAGAGGAGGAGGAGCAGGAGGAGGAAGAGGCUGAGGAUUCCUUUGAGGAGAAGGAGCUGGAGAAGCAGAAGCUUCGGUACCAGCAGGGGAGGCUGCACGAGAGAGGAGCAGCUGAGAUGGUUCUGCAGAUGCUGAGCGCGUGCAAGGGUGAACGAGGCUCUAUGGUCUCCUCCACACUCAAGUUGGGGAUUUCCAUCCUGAACGGAGGCAACGCGGAAGUGCAGCAGAAAAUGCUGGAUUACCUGAAGGAGAAGCGCGAGGUUGGAUUCUUCCAGAGCCUCCAGGCCCUGAUGCAAACCUGCAGUGUCCUGGACCUCAAUGCCUUCGAGCGGCAGAACAAGGCUAUGGGGCUGGGGAUGGUGGCAGAGGACGGCACCAUCAGCAGAGACAAUGGGGAGAAGGUGAUGGCGGAUGAUGAGUUCACCCAGGACCUGUUCCGGCUCCUGCAGCUGCUGUGUGAGGGACACAACAAUGACUUCCAGAACUACCUGCGGACGCAGACGGGGAACACGACAACCAUAAACAUCAUUAUCUGCACCGUGGAUUACCUGCUGCGGCUGCAGGAGUCCAUCAGUGAUUUCUAUUGGUACUACUCUGGCAAGGAGGUGAUUGAUGAACACGGGAAGAGAAACUUCUCCAAAGCAAUGGCCGUGGCCAAGCAGGUGUUCAACAGCCUGACCGAGUACAUCCAGGGCCCGUGCACUGGGAACCAGCAGAGCCUGGCCCACAGCCGUCUAUGGGAUGCUGUCAUUGGCUUCCUGCAUGUGUUUGCCCACAUGAUGAAGAAACUGGCCCAGCACUCCAGCCAGAUUGGGCUGCUGAAGGAGCUGCUGGACCUGCAGAAGGACAUGGUGGUGAUGCUGCUGUCCCUGCUGGAGGGUAACGUGGUGAACGGCACCAUCGCCCGGCAGAUGGUUGACAUGCUGGUGGAGUCAUCCUCCAACGUCACCAUGAUCCUCAAGUUCUUCGACACCUUCCUCAAGCUCCGGGACAUUGUUUCCUCCGACGCCUUUCGCGCCUCCAUCACCGACCCCAGAGGCCUCAUGUCCAAGAAGGACUUUCAACGUGCGAUGGACAACCAGAAACAACUGGAACCUUCCGAGAUCCAGUUCCUGUUGUCCUGCUCCGAGGCCGACGAGAACGACAUGAUCGACGUCGACUCCUUCGCCUGCCGCUUCCAGGAGCCUGCGCGGGACAUUGGCUUCAAUGUGGCCGUGCUGCUGACCAACCUGUCUGAGCACGUCCCCCAUGACCAGCGGCUGCACACCUUCCUGGAGCACGCCUCCAGCAUCCUCGAGUACUUCAGGCCCUUCCUGGGCCGUAUAGAGGUGAUGGGGUCGGCGCGGCGCAUCGAGCGCCUGUACUUCGAGAUCAGCGCGGCCAACAAGGCUCAAUGGGAGAUGCCUCAAGUCAAGGAGUCCAAGCGCCAGUUCAUAUUCGAUGUGGUCAAUGAGGGAGGUGAGGCCGAGAAGAUGGAGCUGUUCGUCAGCUUCUGCGAGGACACCAUCUUCGAGAUGCAGAUCGCGUCGCGGCUGUCGGAGGACGGGACCGCGGCGCCGGAGACGGACGACGGCUCCGAUGAUGGAGACGAUGAUGGAGGCGAGGCCAGCGCUGAAGCGAGGCCGCGCUGGAGCCGCGUCCUGGCGCUCUGCAGGCGCCGCCUGCGCCAAUGGAGGCGGAGGCCGUGCCGGGAGCUGGCGCGUGCCGCGGGCGGCGGGUUGGGCCGUGCGCUGUGGGGCGCGGCCGGCGCCGGCUGUGGGGCUGUGAGCGCUAUGGGGCGGGUGCUGUGGGGUGCAGUGUUCGGGGGGGGGCUGGUGGAGGGGGCGCAGAGGUUGGCGCUGGCUGAGGUGCUGGCUGGGAUGCCUGACCCCACGCAGGACGCGGUGGGGGGGGCGGCUGUGGGGGGGGAGGGGGAGGAUGGGGGGGGGCCCAUAGAGGAGCUGGGCCCCAUAGAGGAGGCUCAGGAGGAGAAGGAGGAGGAGGAGGAGGAGGAGGAGGAGGAGGAAGGCAAAGGGAAGGCAAUGCCAUUGGUGCCACUUGGGGGGCAGAAGGAGCAUCCCCGUCUGGCUGCGCUCGAGGCCACAGUUGGGGGGCUCGGGGACAUCGGGGAACCCCCCGGAGCUGAGCCCCCCACCCCCGAGGGGAGCCCCAUCCUGCGGAGGAAGGGGGGGGAGGUUGCAGAGGAGCUGGUGCAGGAGCAGCAGCAGAAGGAGGAGAAGGAAGAGGCCGAGGAGGAGAAAGCUGACACCGAGAACGGGGAGAAGGGGGGGGCCGAGGGGGGGCCCGAUCCUGUGCCCCCCAAGAGGAGGAGGUCGGUGCCCAAGGCGCGUAAGGAACCUCCAAGUGAUGGAGCCUUCGAGGUGUGGGGCGAGCUCGAGGUGCAGAGGGUGAAGUUCCUGAAUUACCUCUCGCGCAACUUCUACAACCUGCGGUUCCUGGCUCUGUUCCUUGCCUUCGCCAUCAACUUCAUCCUCCUCUUCUAUAGGGUCUCGGAGCACCCCCCGGGCACGGAGGAGGGGGAGGAGGGCUCAGGGGGCGGGGCCAUGGCCGAGGAGGGGGCGGAGCCAGAGGAGGCCCCGCCCAUUCAUUACGUGCUGGAGGAGGGCACUGGGUACAUGCAGCCGGCGCUCAGAGCUCUUGCGCUUGCGCACACGCUCGUGGCCUUCCUCUGCAUCAUUGGCUACAACUGCCUCAAGAUCCCACUGGUGAUCUUCAAGCGGGAGAAGGAGCUCGCUCGCAGCCUCGAGUUCUCAGGGCUCUACAUCAGUGAGCAGCCCCCGGACGAUGACGUCAAGGGCCAAUGGGACCGGCUCGUGCUCAAUGCCCAAUCCUUCCCAAGGAACUACUGGGACAAGUUCGUCAAGAGGAAGGUCCUGGACAAGUAUGGGGCCAUCUAUGGGCGCGAGCGCAUCGCGGAGCUGUUGGGCAUGGACCUGGACAGCCUCGAGAUAGGGGCGAGGGGGGAGAGGAGGCCCCCCCCGGACAGCUCCUUCAUCACGUGGGUCGCGGCCAUUGAUGUUCGAUAUCAGAUCUGGAAGUUUGGGGUCAUCUUCACUGAUAACUCCUUCCUCUACCUCACCUGGUACAUGGUCAUGUCCCUGCUCGGUCACUACAACAACUUCUUCUUCGCCUCUCACCUCUUGGACAUUGCUAUGGGGGUGAAGACCCUGAGAACCAUCCUGUCCUCUGUGACCCACAACGGCAAGCAGCUCACCAUGACCGUGGGGCUCUUGGCUGUUGUCGUCUAUCUUUACACUGUCGUCGCCUUCAACUUCUUCCGCAAGUUCUACAAUAAGAGUGAGGAUGAGGAUGAGCCUGACAUGAAGUGUGAUGAUAUGAUGACGUGUUACCUGUUCCACAUGUACGUUGGGGUUCGCGCCGGGGGAGGCAUCGGGGACGAGAUCGAGGACCCAGCAGGGGACGAGUAUGAGCUUUAUAGGGUCGUGUUCGACAUCACCUUCUUCUUCUUCGUCAUCGUCAUCCUGCUCGCCAUCAUCCAGGGUCUGAUCAUUGAUGCCUUUGGGGAGCUGAGGGAUCAGCAGGAGCAAGUGAAGGAGGACAUGGAGACCAAGUGCUUCAUCUGUGGCAUCGGGAGCGAUUACUUCGACACGACCCCACACGGCUUCGAGACCCACACGUUGGAGGAGCACAACCUGGCCAACUACAUGUUCUUCCUCAUGUACCUGAUCAAUAAGGAUGAGACUGAGCACACGGGGCAGGAAUCCUAUGUCUGGAAGAUGUACCAGGAAAGAUGUUGGGAUUUCUUCCCGGCCGGAGACUGUUUCCGGAAGCAAUAUGAGGAUCAAUUGGGAUGAACCCCCCCCAUUGAUCCCCAUUGAUUCCCAUUGAUCCCCAUUGAUCCCCAUUGAUCCCCAUUGA